Schistosoma turkestanicum is the source of this 1616-nucleotide messenger RNA. Lineage: Eukaryota; Metazoa; Platyhelminthes; Trematoda; Strigeidida; Schistosomatidae. The record is from the annotation of a GenBank genome assembly.
UAGUAAUAAUGUUAUUAUGUUUAAUAACAAAUAGUAUGGAAGAAAUGCAAAUGAAUGAUUUAAAUAUUGACGAAAAUGAAUUAUUAAAUAAUGGUCAUGAUUCUAUGAAUAAUGGUAUAGAUGAUAUAAUGAAAGUGUUAGAAACACUGAAUCGUCUUUCAAUCAAGAAAUAUAAAUCUUUCGUUGUUACUGAUGAAGAUGACGACAAUGCGGAAAUUAUACGAUAUCCACGUUCAAUUAAAACAAUCAGUUCAUCAGAAUUUAAUACAGAAUAUAAAUAUAUACCAUGUAAUUUUCAAUGUUUACUUAGACCUAAAAUAAAUAGACGAGAAAUAAGAAAAAUAUCUGAAACAGCAUUACAUUUACCAAAUAAAAAAAUAGCUAUAUUAGAUUGUUUAAAUAAUAGUAGUAGUACUAGUAGUACAUCAAAUUUAUUGAAUAUUGAAUGGAAUAUAUCUGUAACUAGUCAGUGUGUUACACAUUUUACAUCACGUUUAUUACAUAUUAUCAUUGGUAUGCCGUCAUUAUCAAAUCAACCAUCAUGGAGUAAUGAAUGGUUUGUAUUUACUUCAAAUCGUAUAAGUACUAGUAUUUCAUAUUAUAUUCAAAAUUAUAUUAAACCAAUUACUGAUUUAUAUAUUACAAUAACUAUACCAUUAUUUCGUUUAGAUCGUAAUGAUUUCAAUCAACUGUCCACAUGGUUAAGAUAUAUUUCUAUUGAUGGUAAAAUGUUACGUUAUGCAGAUGUUAUGUUAAUAGCAAAUUUAUCUUUAGAUUAUUUUAUUUUACAAGAUUGUAUUAGAAAUGAUGAAAUAAAAAUUAAUCCACAAUCAGCAUCAUUACCAGAUUCACGUAUUGAAUUAUUGAAUAAUUAUACAGAAUGUUUAAUUUAUUGGAAAUAUUCAUGUCCAAAUUAUCCUGAAUUUAUAUUAGUAGCAGAUUUAAAAACACAUGAACGAUAUUGUUCAAUAGUGAAUAAUCAUAAUAAUAAUAAUAAUCAACAAACACGUAUGAAUAGAUUGUCUAGAAUGAAUUUGAUUGAAACAUUGACAACACAUGAUAUGACUACUACUGGUACUACUAGUAGUACUAGUAGUAGUAGUAGUAGUAGUAGUAGUAGCAGUAGUACUAGUACUACACAAUCAUUGAUUAAUAAAUUACGUGCAAAACGAUCACCAAAACGUUAUAAAUCAAAAUUACCAGCCUCUUCUAAUUUACCUACAACAUCAACACCAACCAUAGUAAUAAAAUCUUCAUUAAUCUCAUUACCUACAGAAACUACCAAUGCACAAUCUACAACAUUAUUCCAAACCAAUAUUGAGAAUUAUCCUACUAAUCAGUCAUUAUCAUUAUUGACAAAUGAAACUUGCACAUCAAUUAACAGCACAUUGAUCAAUGAAUUAAACGAUUAUUUAAAACAACAAACAAAUCAUAUUAAUAAUAAUAGUAAUAAUAAUAAGCAUAAUGAACAGAAAAUAAUCUGGUUACAAAAUUUAAUAACAAUAUUACUUGGAAUUUUAUUAUUAAUGACAAUUAUUUUAUUCGGUGUCACAAUACUACUUAUAUACUUUAUAAGACAACAUUUAUUGUUACAACGUGAAAAUAAAAUAAGAUGA